Molecule: messenger RNA, 2051 nt
Organism: Sinocyclocheilus anshuiensis
Lineage: Eukaryota; Metazoa; Chordata; Actinopteri; Cypriniformes; Cyprinidae
Product: mucin-22-like
Exons: 2
Source: RefSeq, a predicted model, not a curated record
CAGAAAGCACAACAACUGAGACCACAACAAUGGAAAGUACUAACUCAGGCACCACCACAGGCACCACAACAGACACCAUAACAACAGAAAGCACCACCACUGCUUCUACAACUCCAGAAAGCACAACAGUGUUAGAAAGUACAACCACUGGCACCACUACUCCAAAAAGUACAACAACAGAAAGCACUAGAACAGAAAGUACCACCCCUGGUAUUACAACUUCAGAAAGUACAACAAUGGAAACAACAACUACAGAAAGUACCACAACAGACACUACAACAACAGAAAGCACCACUACAGGUACCACAACACCAGAAAGCACAACAACCGAGACCACAACAAUAGAAAGUACCAUCACAGGCACUACAACAGACACCAUAACAACAGAAAGCACCACCACUGGUUCUACAACUGCAGAUAGCACAACAGAGUUAGAAAGUACAACCACUGGAACCACUACUCCAGAAAGUACAACAACGGAGACCACAACAAUAGAAAGUACCACCCCCGGGACAACAACAGAGACCACAACGAUAGAAAGUACCACUACUGGCACCGCAACAGAGAUCACAACAACAGAAGGCACCACCACUUCAGAAAGUACUACCACACAGACCACAACAUCAGAAAUACCCACCACUGGCACCACAAUACCAGAAAGCACAACUGAGACCACAACAACAGAAGGUAGGACAACAACAGAAAGUAUCACCAUCAGUACCACAACUCCAGAAAGUACAAGAAUGGAAACCACAACAACAGACAUGACAACAUCAGAAAGUACCACCGGUACCACAGCUCUAGAAAUUACAACAACAGAAAGCACCACAAUGGAUACUAAAACAACAGAAAGCACCACCAUCGGUACCACAACUACAGAAAGUACAACAGCAGACACUACAACAACAGAAAGUACAACAAGAGAAACCACCACAACAGAUACUACAACUACAGAAAGCACAACUGAAUCCACAACAACAGAAAGUACAUCAACAACAGAAACCACUACCAUUGGCACCACAACUCCAGAAAGUACAACAGUGGAAACCACAACAACAGACACUACAACAUCAGAAAGUACCACCACCGUUACCACAGCUCCAGAAAGUACAACAGAAGAGACAACCAUGACAACAGACAGCACCACAAUCGAUAUUACAACAACAGAAAGCACCACCACCGGUACCACAACUUUAGAAAGUACAACAGCAGAAACUUCAACAACAACUGAAGGCAUCACAACUGAGAUAACAACAGAAAGUACAACCUCCGGUACCACAACACCAGAAAGUACAACAGCAGACAGUACAAUUACAGAAAGCACAACUGAAUCCACAACAACAGAAAGUACAUCAACAACAGAAAUCACUACCAUUGGUACCACAACUCCAGAAAGUACAAGAGUGGAAUCCACAACAAAGGACACUACAACAUCAGAAAGUACCACCACCGUUACCACAGCUCCAGAGAGUACAACAACAGACACUUCAACAACAAAAGAAAGCAGCACAACUGAAACAACAACAGAAACCACUACAAUGAUAGAAAGUACAACCACUGGUACCACAACUCCAGAAAGAACAACAGCAGACAUUACAACAACAGAAAGUACAACAACUGAAACCACAACAACAGGAAGCACCACAACAGAUAUUACAACUACAGAAAGCACAACAGAGACCACAACAGCAGAAAGCACCACAAUGGACACUACAACAACAGAAAGCACCACGACUCCAGAAAGCACCACAAUGGAGACCACCACAACAGAAAGUGCAACCACUGGCACCACGACUCCAGAAAGUACUACCACAGAGUCCACAACAACAGAAAGUACAACAACGGACAUUACGACAACAGAAAGUACCACCUCCGGUACCACCCCUCUAGAAAGUACAACAGCAGAGACCACAAUAACAACAGACAGCACCACAAUGGAUACUACAACAACAGAAAGCACCACCACUGGUACCACAACUUCAAAAAGUUCAACAGCAGAAACUUCAACAAAAACUGAAAGCAUCACAACCGAUACUACAACUACAGAAAGC